Helobdella robusta is the source of this 192-nucleotide messenger RNA. RefSeq lists its product as hypothetical. The record is from RefSeq and is a predicted model, not a curated record. Lineage: Eukaryota; Metazoa; Annelida; Clitellata; Rhynchobdellida; Glossiphoniidae. Bases 1 to 192 code for a protein of 63 amino acids. The transcript is spliced from 2 exons. Gene Ontology annotation, cellular component: nucleus.
AUGAAUGAUAUUAUUCCAGAUGCCUUUGUGAACAGUCAGGAAUGGACAUUAAGUAGAUGUGUGUGUGAUCUUAAAUUGGGUAUAGUUGGAACGUUCAACAGUGGCAAGUCCCCUCUUGUUCAUCACUAUCUCACCGGCUCCUACUUGAAUGAAGAGACUUUUGAAGGUGGGAGUUGUGGUAUAAGGAGUUAA